Molecule: messenger RNA, 405 nt
Organism: Anopheles marshallii
Lineage: Eukaryota; Metazoa; Arthropoda; Insecta; Diptera; Culicidae
Exons: 3
Coding region: 1-405 (134 amino acids)
Source: RefSeq, a predicted model, not a curated record
AUGCCAAUAAAUGUGAUAUCGCUACGAUGGUGGCGAUUGUUUGCUCUGUGUCUGGUAGUGAUACUGUCAAUGGAGCUCUGUACCGGACAGCGUGUGCGUCGUCCUCAUCCACAUUAUCCUAAGUUCGAAAUACUAUGGCCACUGCAUUGGGUUAGUGCGGCGUACGUUUGGGGCUUCCUGAAGCUGGGCGCCAUUUUUGCCGGGUUAAUGUUGCUGUUCGUCGUUCGCCAUUUAGUGUGGGGUAACAGUCAAUCCUACUACGUCGAUCACGACACUCCUGUAUAUCACUUUAGGAGCUUGAACACUGAAUUGUGGAAUACAAUGGACGGUGGCACCGGGAAUGAUGAGAUACUUUACUGGACUGACAAAAUUGAAAAGGCUGUAGAAAAGUUUGGAGAAGCAUAA